Messenger RNA from Medioppia subpectinata, 1590 nucleotides. The record is from the annotation of a GenBank genome assembly. Lineage: Eukaryota; Metazoa; Arthropoda; Arachnida; Sarcoptiformes; Oppiidae.
AUGUCAAUCGAAGUGAAUAUGGAUUUGUCGUCGAGUUAUUCCUCGAGUGUUUGCCAUCCCUUAACGAUCCAGACGUCGAUCGGAAGCAAUCAAUUGAAUGGUCAGUCGAGUCAGUCCUCGCAGAUCACGCCGGCGUCGAUGUCUUCGUCGACACUGUCGGCGGUGACCACUCCGGCCACGUCUCCCAUCGCGACCCCAACCGGCAGUAAAGGCUCCAAACGGAGUCAAAUGAUGUCUUCGUCGAAGAGGGAGAGCAGUGGUGGACAACAGACACAAAGAAGGAGUUCCUCCAGAAGUAUAAAACGCAAGAAAUUUGAUGACGAAGUCGUCGAAAGCAGUAUUACUUAUCCAAAACCUCAACGAUCGAGAACUCUGUCCACCAAUACUAUGGUCAGCACUGGUGGCAAAGGAGGACAAGUGUUGACAACCAUUGCCAGUCCAUUGCCGUCGCUCUCGCCCUCACUGGUGGUCACUCCAGAGCCGGUGGCGAAGAAAGCGAAACCAAUCGCGACGUCGGUGUCGGCGAAGAGGAGGCGCUAUCGAAAUGCACACAACAAUGCGCUGAAAGACAUCGGCCGAUGGAAACCAAGCGAUGAUUUGGCGCUCAUUAUAGCCGUACAGCAAACCAAUGACAUGGACUGCGUUUACCAAAGCGUGAAGUUUUCGUGUAAAUUCACUCUACAAGACAUUGAGGACCGAUGGUAUGCACUCCUAUACGACGCCACCAUCGCUAAGGUAGCGGUCGCUGCGAUGAGACAAUUGCAUCCCGACAUCAUAGCACAGGUCCACUCGAAGGCCAUCUUCAGCCAAUCCGAAGAGUCGAUUCUGAAGAGUGUCUUAUCGACGAGUCAGCCAUCAAUAGACACUUUUGAACAGUUAUUACUCAAACAUUCGGAUGUAUUCCUACCUCAAAGAACACCAAAAUCAUUGUCCACUCAUUGGACACUUCUCAAGCACUACCACUUAUUGCCCGAUCAAACGGUCCAUCCCUUACCACGACAUGAAGAAGUGAUCAACUUUUGCGACGCCGAAGAGGCCAUAGAUAAGGAAAUACAGCACCAAAUGCCUGCACUCUAUGCCAACACCGCUAAAGACGACGCUUUGCAACAAGAGUUGCUUUUUGGCGAUCGAAAGACUAAACGCGAGAUCAGAUUAUUAGAGAACGAGAUCCCGAAGUGGCAGGUCUUAGUGGACAGCAUCACAGGAGUGGCGCCGUCCGACUUCGACAACCAAACGCUGGCCGUCUUGAGGGGACGUCUGGUCCGGUAUUUGAUGCGUUCGCGUGAAAUCACUUUAGGCCGAUGUACUAAAGACAGUGUCGUCGAUGUGGACCUGUCUCUGGAAGGGCCGGCCUCUAAGAUAUCGCGCAAACAGGGAAUCAUUAAAUUGCAGCCAAACGGCGACUUCAUAAUCGCGAAUACCGGGAAACGACCCUUUUAUAUAGACUCGAAGCCAGUGCUCGGCGCAGGAAAUUGUCUCAAAAUUAGCAAUAAUUCAGUCGUAGAGAUCGCUGGCCUUCGCUUCGUGUUUCUCAUAAACCAGGAUCUGAUCGCUGCUGUCAGGGCUGAGGCGCUCAAGAAUCAAAUGUAA